AUGAAACAAAUUAACUGUAUUAUUAAUAUUGAAUUUAAGGUUUCUACAAAUCCUGAUAGAGGCUCAUGGUCGUCGAAGCUGGAUUUCAUUUUGUCUGUCGUUGGUUUGGCCAUCGGGUUAGGAAACGUUUGGCGCUUUCCCUACUUGUGUUACAAAAAUGGUGGUGGCGCUUUCCUAAUUCCAUAUUUAGUUGCUUUAUUUUUGGCCGGAAUUCCAAUGUUUUUCAUGGAGUUAGCUUUGGGACAAAUGCUGACAAUUGGAGGAUUGGGGGUAUUUCAAAUUACUCCCAUUUUUAAAGGAAUAGGGUACGCCGCUGCCGUUAUGUCAUGCUGGAUGAACGUGUACUAUAUAGUUAUUUUAGCCUGGGCUGUAUUUUAUUUGGUUAUGUCAAUGCGAGCGGAUGUGCCAUGGCGUAAUUGCAAUAACUCCUGGAAUACGCACAAAUGUGUAAAUCCAUAUAGCAGAAAACAAAUUCAAUGCUGGGUCAAAAGCGAUAAUAUUUCUGGAUCUAGAAUUUGUUCUGUUAAUGAUGUAAAUAUUUCAAUGUCAGACAUAACAGAUCCAGUUAAAGAGUUUUGGGAACGAAGAACUUUGAACAUAUCUUCAGGGAUAGAUAAUAUUGGCUCCGUUCGAUGGGAACUUGCCGGCACACUCCUCCUCGUAUGGAUCUUAUGUUAUUUUUGCAUUUGGAAAGGAGUUAAAUGGACCGGAAAAGUUGUAUACUUCACAGCGUUAUUUCCUUAUGUGUUGCUAAGUAUCCUCCUAGUUCGAGGGGUAACGUUACCAGGAGCAUGGGAUGGUAUUAAAUUUUAUAUUAUUCCCAAUUUCAAUAAACUGACAGAAUCACAGGUUUGGAUUGACGCCGUAACACAAAUAUUUUUCUCAUAUGGAUUAGGCUUAGGAACUCUCGUUGCGUUAGGUAGUUAUAAUAAAUACAAUAACAAUGUGUACAAGGAUGCUUUGCUGGUUUGUACAAUAAAUUCAAGUACAAGUAUGUUUGCGGGUUUUGUAAUUUUUUCUGUAGUUGGAUUCAUGGCACACGAGCAAGAACGAUCGGUAUCAGAAGUGGCGGCGUCUGGUCCAGGAUUGGCGUUUUUAGUAUAUCCAGCAGCCGUUUUGCAACUUCCAGGGUCAUCGUUAUGGUCAUGUUUAUUUUUUCUAAUGCUUUUACUAAUCGGACUUGAUUCCCAAUUUUGUACAAUGGAAGGCUUUAUAACAGCAAUAAUUGAUGAAUGGCCACAAGUUCUGCGAAGCCGGAAAGAACUUUUUAUAGCUAUAGUGUGUACUCUCAGCUAUUGCUUAGGAAUGUCUUGCAUAUCCCAGGGAGGAAUGUAUGUAUUUCAAUUGUUGGAUUCAUACGCCGUAAGUGGUUUCUGUUUGCUGUGGUUAAUAUUCUUUGAAUGCAUUUCAAUUUCUUGGUGUUACGGUGUUGAUCGCUUCUAUGAUGGAAUUAAAGACAUGAUUGGUUACUAUCCAAUUGUCUGGUGGAAAUUUUGUUGGUGUUUUACCACACCAUUGAUAUGCGCAAAAUCAUAA
This is a messenger RNA of Musca domestica (house fly), 1536 nucleotides long. RefSeq names its product sodium- and chloride-dependent GABA transporter 1 (gene Gat). The record is from RefSeq and is a predicted model, not a curated record. The coding region runs from base 1 to 1536 and encodes 511 amino acids. The transcript is spliced from 7 exons. Gene Ontology annotation, biological process: sodium ion transmembrane transport. NCBI's taxonomy places the organism in Eukaryota, Metazoa, Arthropoda, Insecta, Diptera, Muscidae. Gene Ontology annotation, cellular component: membrane.